GCACGAUGCCCCCGUCGGAAGGGCGCUACCUCGCCGCACUCCCCGCGCAGCACAAAGACGCCGCCCCGGACACGCUCUACCAGAAACUCGAAAUCGUAGGCAAGGGCGCGUACGGCGCAGUGUACAGGGGAAAACACAUCGCGACAGGCCACAUCGUCGCACUCAAAAUCAUCAAUCUCGACACCGAAGACGACGAUGUCGCCGACAUCCAAAAGGAAAUCUCCCUCCUCCAGCAGCUCAUGCUCGGAGGCUCCAACUCGGGCGGCCCGCCGCCCAACGUGAUCAAGUACUAUGGCAGCCUCAUGCAGGGCCCGCGCGUCUGGAUCAUCAUGGAGUAUGCGGAAGGUGGAAGUAUACGGACUCUGUCUCGGGCACAACCACUGAAAGAACUGCACAUCUGCCUCGUCAUCCGUGAAGUCUUGUUGGCCCUCGCGUUUCUUCACAAGAACGGGGUCAUCCAUCGCGAUAUCAAAGCCGCCAACAUCCUGCUCACCACCCAGCCGCAUCGUAUUCUGCUUUGCGACUUUGGCGUCGCCGCGCUCCUUCAAUCCUCCACCUCCAAACGGUCCACCUUUGUCGGCACACCGUACUGGAUGGCCCCCGAGGUUGUGACCGAAGGCCGCAUGUACGAUGCCAAGGCCGAUAUCUGGUCGCUUGGGAUCACCCUGCUUGAAAUGGCUUACGGCGAACCGCCCAUGUCGGGCCAACCUGCCGCACGCGCAGUCAUGCUCCUAGGCGAUAAACGCAUGCGCGCACCCAGACUCGAAGGUGAUCACUGGAGCAAAGAGAUGCGCGAUUUUGUCGUCGGGUGCUUGAAUGAAGAACCCGCGGACCGUCUCUCGGCAGAAGAACUGAGCAAGUCGAAAUGGAUCAAGCAGCAGAGCAAGACUCCCCUCACCGCCAUGAACGAUUUGAUUGCGAGGUACCAGGCGUGGAAGGAGUCGGGCGGCCAGAGGCAAAGUCUGGCAGCCGGUGUAGGCGCUAAUGUCGACGAUGACGAUGAUGAUUUCGAUAGACAUCCGGCUGAUGGAGACUGGGCGUUUGACACUGUGCGUUCAAGGGCAAGCAUCUUGCUUGGCAAGCAACAAUCAGAAGACAAUGCCUCUUCAAAUCUAUCACCACCUACAACCCAUCCUGCGCCUGCGCCUCAAUCACUCCGACGUCUUUUCCACGAUGAAUCAUCCACAGACCCUGACCCUUUCAAGUCGUUUGCCCAUCAACAACCUCCAACCCCUCAGACGACCGAGGGUAGCGACACCAUCAAGCAAACCGGUCGUUUCCCCAGCCCAGAACAGGAAGAUCUGCCACCUCUUGUCGAUACCGAUUCGCCCCCCGCCACACCCGGGAAAAACGAAUUGGAUGGACAGACUAUCCGUCAAGCCAGGCUGGGUCGGGAUGGACGAUCGCCUACACCGCUCAUGAUCACCACCGGCUACUCGCCUUCGCCUUCUUCCAAUACCCUAUCCGCUGCGUCCACCGCCACUUACUAUCCCAUCGAAACCCCACAGGAACAUACCCCUAUCGCUCGCACCGACGCCGGCGUCCCCUCACCGCGUCGCAUUCGAAACAAAAUCAGCCUUGACAAUCUCUCUCUAACCCCUACAAGCAAGACUCAACCGGCAGCGGAAGAAAGGUCCAAGAGUAGUGGAGGCAUGCGUCGACCAAGCGCAAGUGAUGCCCGUGAGGGUCUCCGUGGUUUCCAAUUCCCACUCAUGACCAAAUCAGGCCCUGGGCCCACUCCUAUUACCACCGCAUCCAUGUCUACAUCUACCAACACGCCUACAUCUACACAACCACCCGCAGCAGGCAAACUUUUCCCACCCCCGCUCAACCGAAAUCACUCUGCCGCACCCGCUUAUCCCUUUGCCGACCCCACCACCACCUCUACCACAACCACAACAUCACCCACAGGCACCUCUUCCCCCGGCUUCGGCGGUCUCGCGUUCGGUCCCCGACCACCCAUGAUGCGCCAAGCAUCCGUCGCCGUCAUGGAAGGUCGCGCCGCCAGCCAAUCCCAAUCCCAAGCCCAAGCCCAAGCCUUAGCUCUAGCGCUCGCACAUACACAAACUCAUCAGCAGCAACAGCAGCAGCAACAGCAGCAGCAACAGCAGCAAGGAUCGACCAGCCCGCCCACGCCGAAGAAGGCGGUGGCGUUGGGUGCGCCUAAUUCAAUCGGUCUAGGGAGACCGGGUGUGUCAGCAGCAGCAGCAGCAGCAGCAGCAGCAGCAGCAUCAGCAACAGCAGCCGGAGGAGGAGGAGGCCAGGGAAUGAUGAUACGGAGUCGAAGUGGGAGUAAAGCGGAAGAUGGACAUCCCGUCGGUCUAAGAGAUCUCUUAAAACUCUCGCCCGCCGUACCCGAUAUGCCAGACCUCCUCCCUCCUUCUCCAUCUGUCGCCAACACCCCACAUAAAUUCUUCCCGUCGCCUUCGCCUUUGGCACAAACAACUCACGCACAUGCCGAACCAUCAGCGGCAUCGGCGGCAUCGGCAUCAGCAACGGCAUCAGCAGCGUUCUCAUUCCCAACACUCGCAUCGGCCCCUAUGAGCGCGGCACCGUCGCAGAGGUCUUUACUUCCUGCUGGUACAAUACCCGCUUCGGCUCCACCUGGCCUUGCUACCCAGCCCAACGCUUUUGCGCCAGUUCAUGCCACAAUGGGUCCACCCAUCCGACCUCUUGAUCUGAGCAUGUUGGAAUCGGAUGAUGUCUUUGACGAAUUGGGAAGAAUGGUGGAUGAUAUGCAGAGCUGGUUCGGUUGUGUCGAGAGCGGUUUAGAAGAGUUAUUGGCCACCGGGGUAGACGUCCAGAACGCUUAAAAGUGUUUUAUAGAUGUCUUGUUGUUGUAAAUUAGCCCUACUAUCUGGAACCGUUUCUAUAGAAUCCAGCAGGUGCAUAUCAUUAACAGGAAGAAAAAAGACCCAAAAAAUCAUACAAUCCG
This is a messenger RNA of Cryptococcus deneoformans JEC21, 2935 nucleotides long. Its product is annotated as kinase, putative. Bases 6 to 2813 code for a protein of 935 amino acids. Lineage: Eukaryota; Fungi; Basidiomycota; Tremellomycetes; Tremellales; Cryptococcaceae. The transcript is spliced from 7 exons. The record is from RefSeq and is a predicted model, not a curated record. Gene Ontology annotation, biological process: protein phosphorylation. Gene Ontology annotation, molecular function: ATP binding; protein serine/threonine kinase activity.